GGCUGGGGGGUAGAAAAACGAGACCUCGGAUUGACUGCAUCAAAGGAACCUAAAGAGCACCUGUCAUGGCUCCCGUAAUAAAUUUGACGCCUCUUUUUAUAAACCACCAUUGUCGUGUACGCAUUGUGCGGUUAUAAAUGUCGAGGCGGCCCGACAAGACUAAGCUGCCUUGAGAGAGAUAUGUCAUCUCCGGGGAUGGGCACCCCAAGUGACCCCCUCCUGGCCAGUCCCGGCAUGGGGAGACUACCCUCAGUUCAGGAGGGACUCUGGAGGAACUCGCUACCCAAGACGGCCAGCUUCCCGACGUCCUCCACCCGACUCCUCAGUCACCGCGCCAACAACUUCCAGCGGCAGCCCAAGCGCCAGAAGCUGAUCCGACCUUCUCCGCCUCCGCCGCCAAACACGCCGUGUCCCUUGGACAGGCUGGACCUCAGCGAGCUACCCCCAAGACGCGCUUUCCAGGAGCUGCUCUUCAACGGCUGCAUCCUUUUCGGGAUUGAAUUCAGCUACGCCAUGGAGACGGCUUAUGUGACACCUGUACUUCUGCAGAUGGGCUUGCCCGAUCAGUUCUAUAGCUUGGUGUGGUUCAUUAGCCCCAUACUUGGAUUCUUGGUUCAGCCUCUCAUCGGAGCUUGGAGUGACCGUUGCACAUCCCGGUUUGGACGCAGGAGGCCGUUUAUUUUUGCUUUGGCAAUAGGAGCAUUGUUCGGCCUGACUCUGGUGCUGAAUGGACGCGACAUUGGAGUAGCGUUGGCGGACACGGCAUCCAAUCACAAAUGGGGUAUAAUCCUGACGGUGUGCGGUGUGGUCCUCAUGGACUUCAGCGCAGAUUCGGCAGAUAACCCGAGUCACGCCUACAUGAUGGACGUGUGCAGCCCGGAAGACCAAGAUCGGGGUUUGAACAUCCAUGCUCUACUGGCAGGACUCGGGGGUGGCUUCGGGUACAUCGUAGGCGGCAUCAACUGGGACCAAACAAACUUCGGAAAGUCAAUGGGUGGUCAGUUGCGGGUCAUCUAUAUGUUCACCAGCAUCACCCUGGUGAUCGCCACAGCCAUGACUCUUACAAGCAUCCCAGAGCGACCGCUGCCCAAGAGCCAACCCUCUGUCAAAAGCAAUCUAAAGAGCCCCAACGUUCUACUUCCUCCGUCGCCGCCCGCCCCACCGGGAUCUGCGCUGGCAGUGGACGACGACGAUGAGGAAGGUCACUACGGCUAUCACUUGUCAAAGUCAAGCCACCCCGAGUCUUUGGCGUAUUCCUGCAGCGCCAACGCCCGCCUCUGCGCCGGGCUCACUAGCCCCAUAUCGCCCAUGAGCCCCCUUACGCCAAAGUACGGCAGCUUUAUAAGUCGGGACAAUUCGCUGACCGGCGUCAAUGAAUUUGCCUCGUCACUGGGGACUUCCUACAUAGACAGUGUUCUCAUAGACUGCUAUACGGGGCAACAGACACCACAGGGCCUCCUGGCCCCCAACUCUGUACCCUUCCCUCCAGGAGACACUCCCGCCCCAGAAGGGUCCACCCAGCCAGAAAGGCAACCCGAUAGGGAGUGUCACCCAGACACAGAGACUGCCCCACAAUCCGAAGUAGCAUCUCAGGUCACAUCAGGGGGGGGGCCCGGUCUGGAACCACGUCGGGGCUCCGCCGCUGGAAUCCUAAAACGACCUCAGAGUCUGGCACUCAUGGAGGAGCCCAUGGCGACCCAGAUAGUCGGGAUGGAGAAUGGACGUAGGAGAACUGUGACGUUUAGCCAGCAGGUCGCAAACAUUUUGCUGAACGGCGUGCGCUAUGAGAGCCAUCUAAACGAGAAUGCGGUGAUGGGAGAAUCUCAAAUGUCAAUGAAACUCCUUUGUAUAGCCAUCUAUCGGAUGCCCCCCUCUCUGCGGAGUUUAUGUACUAACCAUUUUUUGGGCUGGCUGUCCUUUGAAGGCAUGCUGCUCUUCUACACAGACUUUAUGGGCGAGGUCGUAUUUGAAGGAGACCCCAAAGCGCCCCACGACUCCGAGGCCUACCAGCGCUAUAACGCUGGGGUCAGCAUGGGCUGCUGGGGCAUGUGCAUCUAUGCAUUCAGUGCUGCUUUCUACUCAGCCAUAUUAGAGAAACUAGAGGAGCGCUUCUCUCUGCGCACGCUCUACUUUUUCGCCUAUCUGGCGUUCGGCCUGGGCACGGGUCUGGCCACGCUGUCCACCAACCUCUACGUGGUGCUGUCCCUUUGCGUCACCUAUGGGGUGCUCUUCUCCUCGCUAUGCACGCUGCCUUACUCACUGCUGUGUGAAUAUUACCAAAGCCCUCAGUUCUGCGGCUCAUCCGAGGAGGGCACCCGACGCGGGAUGGGGGUGGACAUCUCACUGCUCAGCUGCCAGUACUUCCUGGCGCAGAUCCUGGUUUCGGUGGCGAUGGGACCUCUGACAUCGCUAGUGGGCGGCGCCCAGGGGGUGAUGUACUUCGCCAGCCUGAUGUCUUUUGUGGGCUGCGCAUAUUCAUCCCUCUGCGUUGUGUACCAGCUGCCCGCCGCGGAGGGUGAGCCCGCCGAAAGCGAGACACGGCCGCUGCUGGCCCAAAUUUAGCUUCGUCCGGAUAAGACGCAUCCUGCCGCGCACUGUACAGCACAAUCAGACAUUCUUUUAUAGCACAGCUAGACAAACAUUGUGUUCAUACAGUGGGUGUGCCCAUCCAUCAUGCAUUUGCAUUUUGUAUAUCUGCUUUGGACAGAAAUCAUUGCUCCACAGUAGGGGUGGGGAACCUACAUACAACUGAAUGUAGACCCAAGCAGCAUUGGGCAAGCUAGCAUACAAUCAACGCCUCAAGCUAGUAAUAUGACCCAUAAUCAAAAAUGGGAUGGACAAGCUCGCAUUUAAGAGCCAUAUUAAAACUAACUGAAACUAAUAGGCUAAUAGAAUACAAAUGUGACAAAUAUGUCUCAUUGUAGUUCUCUGUGGUUGGCUCGAGGAACUAUUUGGCCUGCUUGUGGCGACAGGCCAUAUUUGUCACACCCUGUCUGAGAAUGUUGUUUUUCUUUUCCAGAAACGUGACAAUGUAUGUGUUGAGUCCAGUUGGAUUUGAAUGACAUAGUAGCUUUAUCCAAAUCCUGCAUUUAUCCCUUUCAUGCAUUCAAUAGCCAUUGUCCUCAUUAGGGUCACCGGUGAGCUGGUUGUCCCUUACCUCUGACUUCACACAUUUGCUCACCUUUUUAUGGCUUGUCUUGCAUGAGGUGCCAUGUGAUUGAGUUAGCAUUCGCAUGGCAACACACAAACACUUGAGUGUACCUGGGAUCCUUCCACCCACCAGGAUUUUGUCACUUUUUAAAAGCACGGUGCUGCAUACACUGGUCGUAUGCUGUGACCCUCCCGGCCGACCAGUGCAAUAAUGACAAUCAUUCUUGUCAUUAUCAGGAAGAGGAGAAGUUGAAACAGGGGUGUGAACAUCAACAUUGAGAAGACCCCCCCUCACCUGAAGGUGGACAACACUGAGCGCCAAAGACUCUUGGGUGCAUUAUAGCCAGCAGCAAAUACCACAUCCAAUUCCAUUAGGAAGCUAUUUUUGCCUUCAAACACAGGCAAACAUUCUACCUAAACAAUUACUAGAAACGACUCUCGGUUCCUGCUGCCCCAGCAGAAUGUCACUAUUUGAAAUACAUGACACAAGCAGCUUUCUUUAAAAAACAACUGUUGCAAUAGUUCAUUUUGUUCAGUAUGUUUGAAAAGAAAUUUCAAAU
Messenger RNA from Syngnathus typhle (broad-nosed pipefish), 3710 nucleotides. It is a transcript of the gene slc45a1, whose product is annotated as solute carrier family 45 member 1. Gene Ontology annotation, cellular component: membrane. The record is from RefSeq and is a predicted model, not a curated record. NCBI's taxonomy places the organism in Eukaryota, Metazoa, Chordata, Actinopteri, Syngnathiformes, Syngnathidae. The transcript has 9 exons. Gene Ontology annotation, biological process: transmembrane transport. Gene Ontology annotation, molecular function: sucrose:proton symporter activity. The coding region runs from base 181 to 2562 and encodes 793 amino acids.